This is a messenger RNA of Microplitis demolitor, 3540 nucleotides long. It is a transcript of the gene Oamb, whose product is annotated as octopamine receptor Oamb. Bases 1371 to 3014 code for a protein of 547 amino acids. Gene Ontology annotation, biological process: adenylate cyclase-activating adrenergic receptor signaling pathway. Gene Ontology annotation, cellular component: membrane. NCBI's taxonomy places the organism in Eukaryota, Metazoa, Arthropoda, Insecta, Hymenoptera, Braconidae. The record is from RefSeq and is a predicted model, not a curated record. Gene Ontology annotation, molecular function: G protein-coupled amine receptor activity. The transcript is spliced from 9 exons.
CGCGACGACACUUACGACAAUCACCCAGGUCAUUUAAAUCCGAUCAACGGUUCUUUCACCUGGGUAUGAUUAAAAGUGCCGACAAAUUUUGAUUAUUUAUUUAAAUAUUAAUAAAUUACCGUGAGUGCUUUUAUUUAUUUAGUUAAGUUAUUAUUUUAAUUAUUUACUAAACAAUUAAAAUUUUUAGUGAAAAAAUUAAAACUGUGCUUUAAAGUUGUGCUUCUAUGAAAUUACAGAAAAUGGAAAGCCAGGUGGAGCAACGCAAUACACAUGGGGCUUCAAUUAUUAAAAUAUUAUUUUAAUAUAAACCAAAAAGUGUAAGACUAUAUUUUCGUGUUAGUGAUAAUAUCGUUGUGAUGAUAUUUAUAAAACGAUGUUGAAUCACAUGCACUUCCAAAGAGUAUCUUAAAUAAAAAAUAAAGAUUUCUUUUAUUUUUUUUUUGUAUUUAAAUAAAUAAGUAGUCACGGGAUCAGCGUAAGCCAAUAAAGCAAUCUCAGCAGCUGCAGAGAAAGUGCCAGAAAAAAUAACAAUAAUAAUAAUAAAUAAAAUUAGAGUAUAUAAAAAAGUAAAUAACAAUGCGACGUAUUUAAAUCACCAAAAAUAGCCAGGGGAAAAUUUAAAACGUUUAUAUAACACACGUGAGUGACAAUGUGUAAUGGCAAGCGUGUUAAGAGAGUGAAUAGGAGGCUUGGAAUGCCGGUGAGACACCACCGACGAUAUCGAAAGUACCGGAAGAUCCUCUGAUUUAUUUGUUCUCUUGAAUAUAUAUAAUAAAUCCAUCUUGAAGUUAUAAUUGUAAUUAUUAUUAUUAUUACUACUGCUAACACAUCAAAAGAAACGUGAUUUUUAAUAAUUUACAAGUUAGAUUACUUUGUGAUAUUUAAAAAAAAAAGUAAAUAAGAAGAAAAAAAUAUAAAUUAAUAAUUAACCUGACGCUCAAGCGAAUAAUUAAAUAAUAAUUAUAAUUACCGUACCUACCAAAGGCUGAUUAAUCUACGUAUAUAUUUACCUCGUUUUUACUCAAAAAAUACUUAUUUAAUAAUAAUUAUAAUAAAAAUAAUAAUAAUAAUAAUGAUAAAGAGAUUAAUAAACGUUAGAAUCAAGAUAUGAUUUAGUGGUUAUUAAGUUAGUCGAGCGAGUUAAAUUAAUAAAUAAUAAAAGUCAAGUGUAUAAGUGAAAAAAAACAGUACACAAAUCUACGAAUGUAUGCAUAUAAAUGUGUAAAUAAAUAAAUGUGUAACAGAGCUACAGAUGUAAAAUGAAAGGAAGAUGGGAGAGAGGACACGGUCCAAGCCGUCGGUGUUCGUCGGUCGUCGGCGUGCGGGCAAACGGACACUGGGAGGUCCGACGAUAAGCGUCGACGUUAACGAUGCGGGAUCUAAACGCAUACAACUGCAACAAAUUGUACGAGGACGUCGAGUGGUCAGGACCGGGUAUCGUUGGUACCCUCGUCGUCCUCGCAUUUGUCGACAUAAUGGUAAUUCUUGGCAAUGUACUUGUCAUACUCGCCGUUUACCACACUACUAAGCUCCGUAACGUCACCAACAUGUUCAUCGUUAGUCUCGCGGUUGCUGAUCUCUUGGUCGGGGUUGCUGUGCUUCCCUUCAGCGCAACCUGGGAGGUCUUCAAGGUCUGGAUAUUUGGAGACUUGUGGUGCUCGGUGUGGCUGGCAGUGGAUGUGUGGAUGUGCACGGCGUCAAUAUUGAAUCUAUGUGCGAUAAGUCUCGACAGGUACUUGGCUGUUACCAGGCCAGUUAGUUAUCCCCAGAUAAUGUCACCAAAGAGAGCAAAGCUGCUGGUCGCAGCUGUGUGGGUGCUGAGUUUCGUCAUCUGUUUUCCACCUCUCGUCGGAUGGAAAGAUCAAAGGUCAAACCCUCAACGAAAUGACGUAUCGACACUGGAUGACAGUGGGCCGUACAAUGAAACACGAAUUUUUUUACAACCAAAGCCGUGUCCGUGGAUAUGUGAGCUUACCAAUGACGCAGGUUACGUUGUCUACAGUGCAUUAGGUUCAUUCUACAUACCGACACUAGUCAUGUUAUUUUUCUAUUGGAGAAUAUACAACGCGGCUGUAUCAACGACUAAAGCCAUCAACCAGGGAUUCCGUACCACCAAAGGUUCAAAAAUGCUAGGAUCAAGAUUUGAUGAACAACGACUGACACUAAGGAUACACCGCGGACGUGGUAGUGUUUAUAACGGCGGUGCUAAUAACAGUAACACGAGUCCUAAAAGUCCUGAAGCAAAUCGUAGUGCGUCAGUACGUAAAGACAAAAUAAAAAUAUCUGUUUCUUAUCCUAGUACUGAAACUCUUAAUACAAAGUGUAAUACUCUUGAACGUACGCCGUCAAAGUGUUCCCAAAUUUCUGUUCACUACAACAGUAAUGGACAGACGCAGAGUCAUCUUUGUCCAUCUUCGAGGAGUACGCAUCUAAAGGUUGGUGGUAUAAAUCGAGUAGGAAGCUCUAGAAGACCAAGUCGUAGAAGCAGUUGUGAGAGCCAAGUAACCGGAGACGAAGUUUCAUUACGUGAAUUAACUCCUGGCAGUGAAGAGAAGCCAAGGGUGAUGAGGAUGGGCAAGAGGAACAUUAAAGCUCAGGUAAAGAGAUUUCGUAUGGAGACUAAAGCUGCUAAAACAUUGGGUAUAAUUGUUGGUGGUUUUAUACUUUGCUGGUUGCCAUUCUUCACAAUGUACUUGGUACGUGCAUUUUGCCCGAAUUGUAUUCAUCCGACAGUAUUCAGCGUUCUAUUCUGGCUUGGAUACUGCAAUUCAGCGAUAAAUCCAUGUAUCUACGCUCUCUUCAGUAAAGACUUUAGAUUCGCAUUCAAGCGGAUUAUAUGCAAUUGCUUCUGCAAACGAAAGAAAAAUUCAUUGCGACGUGGGAGCGACGGCAGCCAAUUGGCAACGAGGAACGACAGAAGUCCAAACUAUUCUAUCAGAGUACCACAGCAUGGUGUGUCAAUCGAAGACUCAGAUCCCGAACACAACGUCCACUCGGGAAGUGACUCGAGAUGACUUUAGCGCACACGCAGCACCCAGCGCGUCGUCUUCAAUACUCGAUAGAUCCGCAAAUCAAUCUACAUGACGGUUUAUUUCCACAUAUCAUCAACAACGAAUUAUCCAAAUGUCGAUAAUUGUUACGAUUGUGAUGAUAGUAUAUAUAAAUAUAUAUAAUCUUCAUAUAUCAUUGUAUCCCGAGAAAAUUGUGCAACCAAUCAAGUCAUCACCAUCGCCGCCUACGUCACCAAUCUAAUCAUAGUCACCUCCUUCAUAUUAACUCGGCUGUUGUCUCUUCGUUCCGUAUUCUCAUGUUAAACUUUUGUGCGACGUUAAUUUAAUUAAUUAAUAAAUUAAUGGAAUCGAUUAAUCGGCGCUGGCGAGUAUCAAACAAAUCAGAGACGAGUGCAAUAUCUCUAGUCACACAAUUUCUACUCUCCCAUGCUCACGAUUAUCGAAUCGGUGCCGCGGUGUCGUACUGAUGUGUCACUAAAUAACUAAAUAACAAUUAAUAAUAGUUAAUUAAUUAAAUAAAUAAGUUAAA